Jatropha curcas is the source of this 768-nucleotide messenger RNA. Lineage: Eukaryota; Viridiplantae; Streptophyta; Magnoliopsida; Malpighiales; Euphorbiaceae. The record is from RefSeq and is a predicted model, not a curated record.
AUGGCUCGUCCUAUCUUUAGCAUUUUAGCAGCUUUUUUGCUUAUUAUCGAGUUCCAUGACUUUGCUGGCUUCAAAAGAAUUCGUCUUUACAAGCCCCAUCACGAUGCGUUACAAGCACUGAAAGGUCAGGGCAUACAAGUGAUCUUAGGAGUUGGCGACGACGAAGUUGAAGCAGUAAGUAAAUACGCUGCAACGAAAUGGGUCAAAGACAAUGUUGUGCCAUAUGCAAAUCAAAUAACCAUUAUAGCCAUAGCUAUUGGACAUGAUCUAAUCCCUGAUAGUAAAUUAGCAGUUUACGUUCUUCCUGCACUGCAAGCAAUGAAAAAAGCACUGAUGCUUCUUUUAUGUGAUAUUUACCCUUAUGAAACUUAUCUAAUGGACUCUCACCUUGUCAGUUUAAAUUAUGCUUUGCUUAAUAAUACAAAUGUUGAGGUUGUAGAUGGUCCAUUCGGAUAUACCAAUAUGCUUGAUGGUUUAGUAGAUGCUUUUUACAGUGCAAUUGAUAAACUUGAAGCAGGAACUGUUAAGAUUGUUGUGAGUGAAACUGGGUGGCCGUUUUCCGAAGAAAUAUAUGCUUCUGCUCAAUAUGCAAGAACGUAUGCUUCAAAUGUGUUCAAACGGGGACAAGCAAAUACAGGAACACCGAAGAAACCUUCUUGGGCAUUGGAUGUUUUUGAAUAUAACUUGUUUUUUCAAGAUAAUGCUCCUCUAGAUAAGAAACCAUAUGCUUUAUUUUACCCUAAUAUGUCUGCCAUAUAUUUUAAUUAG